Messenger RNA from Prunus mume (Japanese apricot), 920 nucleotides. Lineage: Eukaryota; Viridiplantae; Streptophyta; Magnoliopsida; Rosales; Rosaceae. The record is from RefSeq and is a predicted model, not a curated record.
GACCCAUUAUUCUCCUUGAAUGAGAAUUUACCAAGAACUGGACAAUCUUUCAUUUGUUGGAAAAUGGCAAAGAAAGGAAGCCCAAAGUUGAAUAUUGCUAUUAUUCAUCCUGAUCUGGGUAUAGGUGGAGCUGAAAGACUAAUUGUUGAUGCGGCUGUGGAACUUGCAUCCCAUGGGCAUAAAGUUCAUGUUUUCACAGCGCACCAUGGCAAAAAUCGCUGUUUUGAGGAGACUAUUUCUGGUGGUUUUGAUAAGCGCUUAAAGGAAAAUGUUGAGUACUUGGAGGAGCUCAGAAGUUUAGCGGAAAGGGAAGGAGUGUCUAGUCAGGUGUCAGUCAGAAAUAUGCUUCAUCAGAGGCGAAAGAGUGAUCGUGAAGCUGUUUCUGAGGAUGAUUGCCUGCGUGCUAUAAGUAAGUUGAAGGUAUUGGGUAAUGGUUUUGAUGUGAUUUCUGUUGGAAAGCGAAAGCUUGUUCGUUCUGUUCCGACUGAGUUGAACAAAGACCAUAAUGAAAUUUUAGAGCUAGCCCAGGCUCAAGGAUUUGUGAUUGUUGAUGAGGUAGAGAGACGGUUAUCUUGGACCACUGGCUGUGCAAUUGAUGCAUUCGACACUUUACUAGAUGAGGGUCUUGCAAUGAUUGAUGAUGGCCACAAAGAUGGUAUUCGCCGAUAUUGGUUCCCUUGUGCAUCUUCCAUAUCGACUCCAGGAGGAGCUGACACUUAACAAACAUGAGGCGUCUCAAUAAUACCGGAGUUCAAAAGGGUUAUGUGUGCAUACUGAAUGAUGGCUGAUUUAUCUGUGAUUUCCUUUUGUAAUACUAGUUGGUCGAACAGACUGCUGAUGUACAAUGUAUUUCAGCUUAUAAAGGAGACAUUUGCAGGGAAUAACUCAUGUUACUUCCCUCUAUGUUACAAAUAGUUUUA